Molecule: messenger RNA, 837 nt
Organism: Saxophila tyrrhenica
Lineage: Eukaryota; Fungi; Ascomycota; Dothideomycetes; Mycosphaerellales; Extremaceae
Exons: 3
Coding region: 1-837 (278 amino acids)
Molecular function (GO): oxidoreductase activity
Source: RefSeq, a predicted model, not a curated record
AUGUCGGCCGAAGCAGACGUCAAGCUCAACGACUUCAAGAACAUCUUCUCGCUCGAUGGCAAGGUCGCUGUCAUAACGGGUGGAUCUCGAGGACUGGGACUGCACGCAGCUUCUGGCCUCCUCCAAGCCGGCUGCUCCCAAGUCUUCAUCACCUCCCGCAAAGCGCAAGCCUGCGAAGAAGCCUGCGCGGCCCUCAACACCCUCCCUUGCUCCGGCAAAGCCAUCUCCGUCCCCGCCGACCUCUCGAAAGCCGGCGAGGUCGAGCGACUGGUCAGUGAGGUUGGCAAGCACACGGAUCAUGUCGACAUUCUGUUAGCGAAUGCGGGAGCGACGUGGGGAGCGCCGUUUGAUAAACACCCGGAGAAUGCGUUUGCGAAGGUGAUGGAUUUGAAUGUGAAGAGUGUUUUUGUUUGUAUACAGCAAUUUGCUCCCCUCCUCCGCAAGAACGCGACACAAGACGACCCCUCCCGUGUGGUCACCACCGCAUCCAUUGCGGGCAUUGGAGUCGGUACGCUCGGUGAAAACGCAACGUUCGCGUACUCGGCGUCGAAAGCUGCGGUGUUACAUCUUACCCGCAACCUUGCUCUCGAGCUCGGCCCUCAGCAUAUCCUCUGCAACUCCAUUGCACCCGGCUUCUUCCCGACCAAGAUGGCGAGCGGAUUGAUGGAGCUGACCGGCGGUCUGAAGAAGCUUGCGGCAGCCAGCCCGAAUCGAAGACUAGGCCACCCGGAGGAUAUUGCUGGCACGAUCGUGUAUCUCUGCUCGCGAGCAUCCGGCCACGUCAAUGGAGGCAAUAUAGUCUUGGAUGGCGGCAGCGUCCUCCAAGCCAAGCUGUAA